CGAUGGCACUCCGAUCCAUCGCCAUCGCGCCGGGUCAAAGCGCCGGAACGACAACGCCCCCGAUCCCUCCUCGCCGGAGAUCAACUGCUUUAAUACAUCCUCUAUUUGUUGAUGGUGCAAAGCUUCUUGAUGAACAAGGUCUAAAUGUCGGAAUGUUUUAUGGUGUUUCAUCUCCACGAGAAUUAGAACUUAUACGACCAGAUGACAUGGAAGUCGAUAACUUGGUUAUCAAUUUUCAGGGUGAAUGGCAGGUGAUACCUGCAGAGAACAUAGUUGCAGCAUUCCACGGCUUUAAGAGGACUGUAUUGGCUGUUGCAACAACUUCAACAGAAGCACAAGUGUUUCUCGAGGCCUUGGAGCAAGGUCUUGAUGGAGUAGUGCUAAAAGUUGAAGACACCGGAGAGAUCCUUAAACUAAAGGAGUAUUUUAAUAGGAGGAAUGAAGUCAGUAGUCGGUUAGCUUUGACUAAAGCCACAAUAACAAACGUUGAAGUGGUCGGAAUGGGUGAUCGUGUUUGUGUGGACCUUUGCAGUGUCAUGCGACCUGGCGAAGGCCUUCUGGUUGGUUCAUUUGCCAGAGGUUUGUUCUUGGUUCACUCAGAAUGUUUAGAGACAAACUACAUUGCAAGCAGGCCAUUCAGGAUUAAUGCAGGGCCUGUGCACGCCUACCUUGCAGUACCUGGGGGGAAGACCUGCUACCUCUCUGAGCUGCGUGCUGGUAAAGAAGUGACGGUGGUCGAUCAAAGUGGUUUGUGGCGAACAGCUAUUGUGGGCCGUGUGAAAAUAGAAUCGAGACCCCUCGUCCUUGUAGAGGCUAAGGAAAAUUUAGGAGAAGAGACCUACAGCAUUUUUCUACAGAAUGCAGAAACCGUCGGUCUUGUUUGUCCCAGCGAAGCAGAAGGCAACAACACAAGCAUGGUUAUUCCUGUGACGUCGCUAAAAGUUGGCGACGAAAUCCUAGUGCGAAAGCAGGGCGGUGCCCGACAUACAGGAAUAGAAAUCCGAGAGUUCAUCCUUGAGAAGUAAAAUAUCCGCACCAUGCAUUUUCCUAUCAGUUUCUCUAGCUCAAAAUGUCUUUUUUCUUUUUUCUCUCUCUGUUCCUUUGAC
Messenger RNA from Ananas comosus (pineapple), 1106 nucleotides. RefSeq names its product 3-dehydroquinate synthase homolog. The transcript has 9 exons. Gene Ontology annotation, biological process: aromatic amino acid biosynthetic process. NCBI's taxonomy places the organism in Eukaryota, Viridiplantae, Streptophyta, Magnoliopsida, Poales, Bromeliaceae. Gene Ontology annotation, molecular function: 3-dehydroquinate synthase activity; oxidoreductase activity. The coding region runs from base 3 to 1025 and encodes 340 amino acids. The record is from RefSeq and is a predicted model, not a curated record.